GCAAAGACCAGAAACUUUCAUGUUCUUAUGAAAAUGAAUAAAACCUCGGAAAAAAGCUUUGUCCCCCUAGACCUAGACAGCUUCAGAGAUGAGUCGAAAGCGGUGAUCGAUUUCAUUGCCGACUACUAUAAAAACAUCGAGAAAUACCCAGUUCAAAGCAUAGUCGAGCCCGGAUACUUGUCGUCCAAGUUACCUGGUUCGGCUCCGUGUACCCCCGAUUCACUAGAGGAUGUACUCAAUGAUGUGAAUGAACAUAUUUUACCAGGCCUAACCCAUUGGCAAAGCCCUAGUUUCUUUGCCUACUAUCAGGCUGGUUCUAGCACUGCUGGAUUCCUGGGAGAAAUGCUUUGCUCUGCUUUUAAUGUGGUUGGUUUCAACUGGAUUUCUUCUCCGGCUGCCACGGAACUGGAAUCGAUUGUCCUCGAUUGGAUGGGCAAAAUGCUUAAAUUGCCAUCUUCGUUUUUGUUCUCCGGAACAGGCGGCGGUGUCAUUCAUGGCACUACCUGUGAGGCUGUGGUUUGCACUUUGGCUGCUGCUCGAGACAAGGCCUUGAAAGAACUUGAUGGUAAUUGGGCGAAUAUAAACAAGUUCGUGGUUUAUGCAUCGGAUCAAACUCAUUUCACUUUCCAAAAGGCUGCGAAAUUAGUCGGCAUUCCCCCAUCGAAUUUUCGAUUCCUUCAAACAUCCUUUGCCACCGAAUUCGCAAUGUCACCUGAACUACUUCGCUCAACUAUCGACGAUGAUAUCCGAUCAGGCUUGGUGCCAUUGUUCAUAUGUGCAACCGUGGGGACAACAGCCUGCGGAGCUGUUGAUCCUAUUGCAGACUUAGGCAAAAUUGCCAAUGAAUACAAGCUGUGGCUCCACAUUGAUGCAGCUCAUGCAGGAAAUUCUUGCAUUUGCCCCGAAUUCCGGCAUUUUCUCAACGGAGUUGAACUCGCAUCGUCUCUCAGCAUGAAUCCGCACAAAUGGUUUCUCACCAACAUGGACUGCUGUUUCUUGUGGCUCAAGGAACCGCGUUUCUUAAUUGAUUCUUUGUCAUCCAAUCCGGAAUAUCUAGAAAACAAAGCAAGUAAAUCCAACGGUGUGGUGGACUACAAAGACUGGCAAGUCACAUUGAGCAGACGAUUUCGAUCACUGAAGCUCUGGAUCGUAAUCCGCCGGAUUGGCGCAGAAAACCUAAUGCAGCACAUCCGCUCCGAUGUCAGCCUGGCUAAGAAAUUCGAGGCACUCGUAAAACAAGAUGACAGGUUCGAGAUCGUGGUUCCGAGGAGGAUCGCAUUGGUUUUAUUCAGGCUUAAGCCAAAGCAGGGGCUAGACGGCAGCGAAUUAAACCGCAAACUGCUGGAUGCCAUAAACUAUAGUGGACGAGCUUUCAUGACACAAGGAGUGGUAGCUGGAGUUUACGCCAUUCGAUGCGUCGUUGGAGCAACUCUGACCGAAGAGCGUCACAUGAACGAUCUAUGGAGUCUCAUUCAAGAAAAAGCUCAACUCGUACUGUUCCAAUGCAGCCAGUAAAUUCCGGAUCUAUACUUAAU
Messenger RNA from Hibiscus syriacus, 1535 nucleotides. Its product is annotated as tyrosine decarboxylase 1-like. The record is from RefSeq and is a predicted model, not a curated record. Lineage: Eukaryota; Viridiplantae; Streptophyta; Magnoliopsida; Malvales; Malvaceae. Gene Ontology annotation, molecular function: pyridoxal phosphate binding; carboxy-lyase activity. The transcript has a single exon. Gene Ontology annotation, biological process: amino acid metabolic process. The coding region runs from base 28 to 1515 and encodes 495 amino acids.